UAGUCGUUACUGCAUCUUUUCAAUAUGGAAAAAAUUGUGGUUAAAACAGAAGUGCAACCUAACGGUGACAUUCUCCUAUUUUAUGUUGAUGAAAACGAAGAAUCAGAUCUACGCGUACUGGAUGGUGUAGAUCAAAGUAACGUGCAAUUAUUGCCUGACACUAAAUAUAUUAUUGAAGAAGAUCUUGGUGAUGGAGAGUCAGCUGAAGAGCAAGAUAUUGCUCAAGCAACUGAACAAGCUUCUAAUGAAGUCUGGCUCGACGAUGAAAUCAAACGUCUUGUUGUAUUUUACAUUGACAAUAAAGAUACAUUUCUCAGUGGAACGACAAAGAAAACACAUCUAUGGGCUGUUGCCUGUAAAACAAUGCUGGCCGGUAAACAUCCUAUUUCAUGUGAAGUAAAGUUACGGCAAUUAAAAAGAAAAUAUGCUGAAGCUUGUAUGUAUGGAGGAGCAGUUGAGUUCCCUUUUUAUGAUCUGUGUCAUCGAGCAUUUCAUGACGAUAGUUAUGUUAAAAUGUGUCUUAAUGACUCAAAUCAAGUUAACCAAGUUACUGUUAAUAUGCCUGUUAAUAAUGUUGUUAAUCAAGAUGGAAUAUUAGUUGUCAAGAAGGUAAAUACAGUUCAAAAUCGAGAUGAACAAGUCGAGGCUAUGUUAAAUUCGUACAUCAAGCAUAAAGCUUACUUCCAGAAACAGUAUAAUAGUCAAAAAGGUAUAUGGGAAGCUAUUGCUAUGGAUUUAGGUGAGGAGGACGUAGAUUACUGGCAUAAACGUUUCUUAAAUUUCAAACAACACUAUAUAAGAAUGGUGUGUAAACGUAAAGAAAGUGGUGCUGAAAGCAUCAAUUGGCCAUAUAUGAAAUAUUUUGACCAAAUAUACGGUGAUGAUGAAGAAUUCCAAAGAAAGUAUUUGGAAAAUGAUUCAAAUACUGUAAAUGGUCCUACUACACAAAAGGAUAAUGAAAAUUCUUGGUUAGAUGUAGAAACAACGUUUUUGGUUAAAUAUUACUUUGAUUGCUUCACUGAAUUCCUGGACCCAACCAUACCGAAUAAGUUUUUAUGGCAAGAAGUUGGUAGAUUAUUAGAUAAGCCACCAGAGAGUUGUGAGAUAAAGUUCAAUGAACUUAAAAAUGAACAUUUUAAUCAACUUAUACUAAGUGGAUAUGAUUUAGCAAAUAGAAUACCAUUAGCAAUUUUAUUUGAUAAUAUAAUUGCUAGGGAAGUAGAAAUCGAGUUGAAAAAUUCCGAUAGUGACACUGAUGAGUGGAAAAUGGAGGAAAUUGAUGAAUUGGUUCAAUAUCUUUAUGAAAAUAUAGAUAUGCUAAAGGAUACUGUAUGUUAUUAUGUUUGUUGGGCGGCUCUUGCUCGGAAAUUGAAUAGAAGUAUUACAUCUUGUAGAAAACAAUGGAAUGGUCUGACUACACUUUACAAGAGCAUCCUAGAGGAUAAAAAGGAAAAUCCAGACAUGCAGAUAGACUGGAGGUACAUUGAUUUAUUUGAUAGAAUAUUUGAUUACGGUAUGGAUAGCAACCUGCUGGAUGGUUAUGAAAAGUUAAAAGAACUCAAUCAGGCUAGCAAUGAACCAAGCAAAGUCGGAGUUAAAAAGAUCACCAUUAAAGACAAGGAUGAUAAAUUCAUGGAAAAUGGCACAGAUGACGAAGAAUCUUAUGACGAAAGAGGAUUCACAAAGCGUUCUAAGAAACGGACCGGUGAUAGCAAAGCCUUCAAAAUACUAGAAUUCUACUUAAAAAAUAAAGAUAAAUUUGCAUCGUCCCAGCAAAAGAAAUUAGCCCUAUGGGAAGUUUUGGCAAGACAAAUAGGAGUUUCAGCAACCGAAUGCGCGCAUAGAUUUCGUAAUUUCAAACAAGUUUACACAGGGUACGUUCAAAGGGAAAUAAAUAAGCCAGAAAUGCCCAUUUUGUGGCCAUAUUACAAUCUUUGCAAGAAAGUGUUUGGCUACAGAGCCAUAAAAUCCAAGUUAAAGAACGGAAAAAUGGAUUCAGACGAUGCUGAAGACUGGUCUGCUAAGGAAAUCAAACAAUUGAUUAAUUAUUUUUCUAGAAAUUUCCAUAAUUUCCAAGAAAAUAUUGAAGAAAGAAGCAAAUGGACCGAAAUCUCACAAGAAAUUGGUAAGACGGAAUCAAGCUGUUGUGACAAGUUUCUCGAAUUGAGAAAGUCCUAUAGAAAGCUGAAGACAAUGAAAGCUCGUAAUCCAGAUGUUAAAGUAUCGUGGAAAUAUUUUAACAUGUUAGAUGAUAUUUAUAAAAAUGCUGAACAAAAUUCAGAAGUUCUAGAAACUAUGGAAGUUGAUGACGAUGUUUACAACGGUGGUAUAAAGUUGGAAGCACAAGAAGAUGACGAUUUCCAAUGCAUUAUCGUGAUACCAGAAGGCGAAGAUAUUAACAACGCACAAAUCAUCAUCCAGGAAAAAGACCAAGACCAAAUUCUAUGUAAGGAGACGGACAGAAAGCAAAUUAUAACUAAAUGGAAUAAACGCAGCAAAAAGCGACUUUUGGUUCUUUACUUGAAUUAUCUAAGAAUGCAUAAAGGACAAGAAAUAAAUUCAAGGGAAAUGUGGACAGAAAUAGCAUCAAAAUUAGAUGAAAAAACGCCCAUAUCUUGCAAGAAAAUGUACUUAAAACUAAAAACUCGACAUAAGCAACUAAGCGGAACAGAUUUUAAAACUCCGUACUCUGCUCUUAUAGAAAAAAUCCUCACUUUUAAACCCAAAUUCGUAAAAUUUAAUAACAGUCAAGAUUUGGAACAGAUUAAUGCCUUUGAAGACAUACCAAUGUCUGAUGAAAAAGUUUAUAAUGCAUUGAAUUAUUACUUACAAAACAUUGAAGAUUUUGUGAGUCCUAAAUUUGAACAAAAAUAUUUAUGGACUGAACUUGCUAAAUUUAUCUCCGAGCCUGUGAACAAAAUUUACAGCAAAAUAAAUUUUUUAAAGCAGAGCUUUGACAGUGAAAUUGAUACACCGUUCAGAGAAAUUUUACAAGAAAUAUUGACAAAAGAACACGCACUUAUAGAAGAAAAUAAUAAGGACAUAAAUCUAAUAUCAGAAGAGGAAAGUGAACAAACUUGGUCGGAUAUUGAAACUGAAAGACUUCUAACUUGGUAUUUGGCGCAUUUAGACAAAUUUAAGAACCCGAAAUUCGUAAGAAGCUACUUGUGGAUGGAAGCUUCAGAUAUAUUAAAGAAGAGCCCUUUAGUUUGUUCCAAGAAAAUGUCGGAAAUACGGUCCCAAUACAGAACUAUGGUGAAAGAAAAUCCUGAAGAACUUGACAAUUGGAAAUUUUAUAACUUAUGUCAAAGAAUUUAUGGGACUGGGAAGAAAAGUACUUUAAGUAGUAAUAAAGGGCUUGAAGAACUUUAAAAUUAAAGUACUAUCUGUAAAUGCGGAUUCAGAAACCAAAAAAAGGGAUUUUUUUAACCAUAAAGUCAGAAUUGUAUACAUACAAAUUAGUUCUAGAAAUACAAAAAUUUCUGCAAGAAUUGUGAAAAAACUGAUAAUAAACAUCGAUCGUCCAGUUUUCUUACAUUAGAUGAGGGGAUGAUGCACAAUUAUUUACAGACAGGCAGAGAGAGAAGACAUUUAAUUAGUUGUAAAUAUAAUAAUUAUGUAGAUAUAUUUAUAGCUUGAAAUGUUAUUAUAUAAAGCGCAAUUAAAAAUAA
Messenger RNA from Melitaea cinxia (Glanville fritillary), 3671 nucleotides. RefSeq lists its product as uncharacterized. The transcript is spliced from 4 exons. The coding region runs from base 25 to 3372 and encodes 1115 amino acids. The record is from RefSeq and is a predicted model, not a curated record. Lineage: Eukaryota; Metazoa; Arthropoda; Insecta; Lepidoptera; Nymphalidae.